Mercurialis annua (annual mercury) is the source of this 1214-nucleotide messenger RNA. RefSeq lists its product as uncharacterized. The transcript is spliced from 4 exons. Lineage: Eukaryota; Viridiplantae; Streptophyta; Magnoliopsida; Malpighiales; Euphorbiaceae. The record is from RefSeq and is a predicted model, not a curated record. Bases 48 to 1073 code for a protein of 341 amino acids. Gene Ontology annotation, cellular component: chloroplast thylakoid membrane. Gene Ontology annotation, molecular function: protein binding.
AAAAGAAUUUCAUAUCUCAGAUUUUUCUUCACCGGCGGCGACACUCCAUGGCGGUGAUUGUUGGAAAUUCAGCGGUGUUACUAGACGUGGUUUUACCAUGGACGGUGAUUCUAGACCGGAAAGCUCGACCGGUACCAAUCGACGUCGUUUUGAAUCUUCAAAAGAGAGAUCAACAUCUUCAUUAUCACACACCAUACUCUGCUAAGAGCUUCGAAUCGGACGGAGCAGGAGAAGGAAGGAGCCAGCGAGUAGUAGCAGUUAGAGGAAAAGCAAAUUCAAAGAAGAACGGUGUGGAUUUCGACAGCGAUGAAGAGAACGGAGAAGAGGAACCGUACGAUUGGGAGAAGGAAAUGAGAACGCGAGUGAAGGAGAUCGAAGAGAUGAAAGAGUUGGAGAAGAAGGCCGAGGAAUUACAAAAUAAAGCCGACGAGGAAACUGAGAGGGAUGAGGAUAAAGAAGAAUCUGAAGAAGAGAAAAAAACCAGAGUUCGAAAAGAGCUUGAGAAGGUAGCUAGAGAACAAGCUGAGAGACGAGAAACAGCGCAACUAAUGUUUGAAUUAGGGCAAAAAGCGUAUGGAAGAGGAACGUACGCAAGAGCAAUUGAAUUUCUUGAAGCUGCUCUUACUAUUAUUCCUAGGUCUACAUUGUUUGGUGGUGAGAUUCAAAUAUGGUUGGCUAUGGCGUAUGAGGCGAAUAAGCGUCAUAAAGAUUGUAUUGCUCUUUACCGGCAGUUGGAAAGGAAUCAUCCUAGUAUAAGUAUUCGACGCCAAGCUGCUGAUCUUCGUUAUAUUUUGCAAGCUCCGAAGCUUAAGAUUUCCCAAGAAGAGAUGGUUACCAUUCCUUUGAUUGGUUCUCCUUAUGACAGCUAUGCAACAACAUGGACAGACAAAUCUAAAGACAAGGAUCAAACAUUUAGCGGAUCAACCACCAAUCAAAUUUCAUCAUCGAGAGAUUAUUUAGCCGACUUUCUGGUCUGGCGACCUCCUGCUGGGCUGGAGAAAAACACAGCUUUUUGGGUAGCUUUAACUCUAUGGUUGGGGUUAGUAGGUGCUGCCCUUGUUCUCCAAAGUUAAAUUGUAUUAAAAACGUGUGUACCAUAUUGUUAUAGUUGGCUGUAAUUUGUUUAUAUUAUUGUUUAUAUAUUGUUCAUGUAUCACUGUGACAUUGUUCUAUGUAUAAAGCUGAAGAAAAUGUAUUUCAUUUGUUUAACAUUA